Messenger RNA from Fusarium odoratissimum NRRL 54006, 1547 nucleotides. RefSeq lists its product as uncharacterized. Gene Ontology annotation, biological process: vacuolar transport. The coding region runs from base 111 to 497 and encodes 128 amino acids. NCBI's taxonomy places the organism in Eukaryota, Fungi, Ascomycota, Sordariomycetes, Hypocreales, Nectriaceae. Gene Ontology annotation, cellular component: endosome. The transcript has 3 exons. The record is from RefSeq and is a predicted model, not a curated record.
CCCAACCCAGCCCAGCCUUAUUCACCGACCUCGUGUGAUACGAGCCGUCAGGUGUCUUAGUAAACAAACAAUCUUUUGUCUCACAAUAUCGCCGUUUCUGAAUUGCAAUCAUGGCGACUACGUUUCCGAAUAUCUACACGCUCCGCAAGGUUGCCGAGACAGCGGCCAAAGCAUGCGAUAUCUGCUACAAGUCGAGCACCUCAGUGCUAAUCACACCUGAUCAAAAGGAUUUCUUCUUUGUUUGCCCGGUUCACCUCAAGGAUCGGUACUUUUGCACGCCAAAGAUUGAUGAGGAGGCUGCGAAGAGGAAGAGGGAGAAGGAGUUAGAGGAGGAGAAGGAGAGGGUUAAGAAAGAGUACGAGGAGAAGCAGAAGAAGAAGAAAGAAAAGGAAGAGAAGAAGGAGAAGGAAAAGAAUGGAGAUAAGGAGAAAGACAAGGAGGAUAAAGAUGAGAAGAAGGAUGAAGACAAGGUGAGUUUUUAUAUCAUUUUGUCUUGACAUGACUGACUUUUGCAGGACAAGGAAGACAAAUCCCCCCCUCCUGAGGAAGAGCCUCGUGUGUUUGAGCUGAAAACUGCCUUUUACCAGCAAAGAUUGUUGAAGAAGCGGCAAGCCGAGGCUGCAAAAGCUGAUCGGGAACGAGCAUCAAAGCCUGGCUAUUUUCCUUCUGUGCCCUCUGAUGCGCCCAGUCGAUAGCAGGAGACGGCGAUGCUGGUGUUGGAGUUUGAAAGGAGGCUUUUGUGCGGCGGCUAUCGUUGACUGUCGUGUUAGGACGGCGAGCUAGGCUAAACUUAAUAUGUUCAAAUUUCGAAAGCUCACAAGGCAAGGUGUUGAGGAUUUUGAGCAUACGGCAACUGUCAUAAAGGGUUUGCGAACCUUGGGAGUACUGGACAAGCCAGCCCGUUCAAGUCAAGGUAAGGAAAGGAAAGGUACCUAUCAAGCGGAAACACACUUCACCCUACCUAGUACUUAGGUGACCUACCCGUCAAUUUAGCUACCUUCCUUGCGUUCACAAGGUGUUCACGAAAGUGUCUAGGUUCACAGCGUCAGGGUUCCGCUAUCAACUCACUCUUUUCUCCAAUUUCCUCUCCGUCGUCUCGGAAACUCAUAUAGGAAUAUCCCUGUUUUCGAGGAACAUCUUGACAUUUUUGGUGAUCGGUUCAUCAUGAGCUUUCAGUUCUUUUGCAGCCUGAAUCUUUACACACAUUGCUCUUCACGUGUGGUUCAGCCGUCAUCGGACCUUCUACCUUUGCAUUGACGGGAACUUCAGGGGCAAGAACAAGUAUAUGUCCUGCUCUUACCAUGCCAUGCCAUGCCUUUCCCUUCUCUUCUCAUGAUCAUUCAUGUUCAAACUUGACAUCAACAUAACAUCUAGGCUUUUCUCCGUCUUUAUUCCAGAUUCACCCAGCACUUUAUCCCUUGCGGCGAACACCAUACUUUGAGCCCAGCUAGCUAUUGUGUGGUUCCCAUCGAUACAAUGUCCAAGAUCUUUGGUGAUACUCAAUGCGAUGCCUGUCAUGCAUUGAUAGCUGAUGCAGGAGAGUCAGC